This is a messenger RNA of Tympanuchus pallidicinctus (lesser prairie-chicken), 11213 nucleotides long. RefSeq names its product transmembrane protein 200A (gene TMEM200A). The record is from RefSeq and is a predicted model, not a curated record. Bases 3879 to 5429 code for a protein of 516 amino acids. The transcript has 4 exons. Lineage: Eukaryota; Metazoa; Chordata; Aves; Galliformes; Phasianidae.
CGGCGGCGGAGGGGGGGCGCGCAGCCCCCGGUCGGCGGGCGUCCUUCUCCGGGCGGCAGUGACCGCCCCGCCGUCCGCCUGCCUCCGCCCGAGCCUCGCCGCGGAUGGGGACGGGCGAGAGGAGCCUCCGCCUGAGCCAGCCGCCGCUUCACCGGAGCGGCCCCAUGUCCUCCUCCCCGCGCCUCGCAGCCCCGCAGCGCUCCCCGCCGUGAGAGCGGCGGACGCUCCGCUCCUCCCCGCAGACUUUGUUCCUCCCUCGCGGAGCCGGCGGCACGCCGGGUCUGCCGCUCCCGUGCAGCUGCUACACCCUCUUUUGUCUGCUUCGGUUCCGGAAUACUUUGCGCGCUGCCACCGCCCGCAGCUCUCCGGCCUCGGCAGCUGCCUCAGGGCUUCGCACCGCUGCCUUCCCCGCCCCGAGAAGUUCCCCGUUCGCUUUUAUUGCCGCCCAAGUUCGGGUUAUCUUCAGCUUUGUUUGAGAAAAAAUGGUGGUGUGCUGAGUGCUGAAAGGGUGAAGCGCGGGCACAGUAGGGGGGUUGCACUGCUUCCCUCGGUGGGAGCACACCUCGCUGCUCGAAUAAAUCUCUCCUCGGGCAGCCAGAAGCCGCUUUGGAGCAGACUUUGAAGCAGAGUGGUCAGGAGCAACUUGGGGGUGCGGAGUGGGCUCUCCUGAUAUCCCAUUGCCACAACCAUUGUUGUAUUGUCGCUGUAUUCAGCAGGCGCGCAGCUGAGGUUGCAGGAGUGCAGCUGAGGUUGCAGGAGUGAUGUCCAUUGACACCUGGGACUGAUUGCCAUUAACCACUGCUGUCUGCUUCAUACAGAGCUUAUAAAAAAUAAAACUGCUUUUCCUCUUUGAAGACAAGAGCAUUCAGACAAAAGUAUUCUCCUAGUGUGUCGUUUUGUAUAAUAUAAGCUUCAAAAUAACCUGUGGUCAUGUGGUGGACGCUGUACUUAUAGUGCUUAUGGGACUGAGGGCUGUAUCGCUCAAGUCAGUACUGCCACUAAAGCUGAUGUAGCCUCUGGCUCACCCUGUUUCGGUGUCAGUACUCUGGCAACUGCUCUGUUAUUCUUCAUCUGCUAGAUGGUACUUUCCAUUUGUGAGGGAAACCAAGUGAGUACCCAGAUAGAAGCAAACAGUGCGUUUCUUCCAUUAAUUGUGGGUUGUUGUUGGUUUUUUGUUUUGUUUUUUUUUUUUUUGUACUCCUUUGUAGAAGGUACAAAGAAAACCUGAAAAUCUUAUUUCCACUGAAAGUAACUUGAAUUAUUUAGCAAUGAAGCCAAAAGGUAUUUUGAGUUUGGAACAUUUUAAUGUUCUUCUAGCAAAAUACUUGCUAGAAGAUAACUUAGACAGUUUUUUUGACAGUAAUUGGAGACAUGGGAAAAGAUGUGUGGUAGGUAAGUAGCAGUUUAAGAAACAAAAUCAUAUAUGAUUUUUAUUUUCAUAGCAAGUUCGUUGCUCGUUUGAUUUGCAACAGUGAUCCAAACGAAAGCUGGAAAAGGAAUAAUGCAGGAGUUCAGCACACUAGAAUCAUUUUAUUCCAUGUAUAGAAACAGUUUCAUGUACAGAAAUCCAAUACAGUCUCACUGGAAUUGCAGCAGAAUUCAUUUUUAUGGAAGCUCUGUAAUCAGAUUAUAAGUGGUGGGCUGUCUGAAUUUAAUCCUGUAAAGUAAGGACUGAGUGAGCUCUGUUCUUGAAGCACUGCAAUGUAUGCUGACCCUCAAACAGGUGAGUAGUACCAAGAUACAUCUCUAAUGAUUACUGGUGGUUUAUGUUCUUUGCUUAGAACAAUAGGCCAGUACCUCUAUUGGUAACUCCAUUGAAACUGUUCACUAGUUUAGCAGCAUUACUGGACCUUUCCUGGAUCAAGCUGUAUUGUGAUAGGUUCUGCUUCCAUUUUCUUGAAUACUAGGCGUGUAACACAAAACACCUAUGCUAUACACAAGUACUCACCUCAGCCACAUCUUGUGGGUUAUAUGGUCUCGAUUGACUCAUGCCUUUCCGGGAACAAAAGGGGGGAAAAAAAAGUGAAAAUUAGUUAAGGACUAGAAUGUAUGUAGGAAACAGCAGGAGGAGACUGUUUUCAUAGUUUGUUCAGUGUAUUUUAGGAGCCAAAAAUCUGAAAUGCUGAAGAUCUGUGAAGACUUUGAGUAGAAUCAUUGAAACCAGAUAAAGGUAUGAUAUAAGAAGUAUAAAACCUAUGAGUUGCUGUCAUGAAUAGCUUCCUAUUUUUUAUUUUUUUAUUUUUAGAAUGCUGUCAGUCUUGUCUACGAUAGCAGUAGAGCUGUAGUGGAAAUAAGAGCUUGAUAUCUUAAGUAGUGAUGAUGUCUACACUUGACUUGGUGCCAUUAUACUUUUUUUAAACAGAUAAAUUACUUUUGCCUACAGGUGUUUGAUCUCGUGGUGUUGGAAGAAAGAGAAAAUUGCAAAUCACUUUUCAGCGUGCAGGAACAGAUACUGAAACUAGGAUUUGUUUGUGAAAGCAUGGACAUCUUGUCCCAAUUUAGAUCCUGUAAGAUGUUUCAGAUGCUGGCAUGCAGCUGGCAAAGAGAAUGUAAGGAGAACCUGACCACUCGUAGAAAGGUAGCUAAAGGCCAGAUAGAAAAUCCAAUUAGAUAAUCUUUAUGCUACCAUUGUACACAGAAGCCUUUAAAAGGACUUGAAUCUGUUUUGCAGAAACCUUGUAGUUAAGAUUUGUGAUGCUGCAAUCUGAUGGAUGUGGAAAGAUAUCCCAAAUAUGCCAUUGCUGUGAGGAUUCAGGGAGGUUCUUCUGGUAUCUGUUUUCCAGCAAAGUCUUUGUACUGCUUCCUGCUCUGCGCCUGCCUUAUGUUGCUCAAGUAGUAAUGAAUAGUAAUCAAUAACGUAAUAAUUCUUAGAACCUUCUUAAAAGGUUCAUGCGUAUCUCUUUCUUUUAAAACAUACGCACAUUCUUGGUCCACUAGAAAUGGUAGGCAUUGAGUUAGUGCUUUUGUUUUAAAAUAAGAAUUAAGUAAGGAGAAAUUUCAGCUUUUUUCCCUUACUAACACAUUGCCCACACAAUCUAUGGGUAAUUAGGUUCUUAAUAAGUGGAUUGUAGAUUGCACGGAGAGGUGAAAUGCUGACAGAGCUAGUGAAUGAAACUGCUGAACAGAUGUUUGGCACAGCUGUUACCCUACCCACUAGUUUUAGUAGUCUUCAUUUUGUGGAGUUGGUGAGAAUAAGCAUUGUUCUCAAUUUCCUUCUUGGGACUACAGUCUGACUGUACAGAAAUUUUAUUCUUCUGUUCCACUCCUAGUAGCUUCUAUUUGACACACGGUUCAGUACUUGCACUGUCACUAUAUUUGUAGUCUCUUCUCAUCUCAGUGUACCCCAGCAGGAGCAGAUGAGGUAGACCUAAUGGCUGAACACAGUACUGAAAUAUUCAGGCUAUACUGGCUGGUCUUCUCAUAUAGAUGUAAUUACAUUAUCCUACCAGAACUUUAUUGUAAGAUCAGUGGUUUUAAACUUUGUGUUUUUGCUUGGCUACUUUUCCUUAAAAAUCAAAUGUUUUUUUUUUUUUUCAUAACAAAGCUGCUUGUAACCUUUCAUCUACAGUACUGACACAGUGUGUUUGUAUCACUCAGUAUUCUUAUUUUGAUCUUUUGAUAGAAACAUUACAAAGAGCAUUUGGUUCUUUUUGAAAAUAAUUCAAUAAGCAGAAGAUGUGAAAAGGGAGGAUAAUUUUCCUUGAAGUCAUCGUAUCUAUUUUUUCCUGUUUCAUGCUAGGAAGGUUUGUUGUAGCUGAAAAAGUGUGCCAAAGAAGCGCAGAGCCACCUAACCAAAACUGAGCACCUGAGGAUCUUGUCAUCUUCAGUGAGAUCCAGCAAAGAGUUUGGGGAAGUUGAAGAAGUAUCUACUGGGGAAAAUGGGGAAGGCAAGGAAAAAAGGAGAGAGCUCUAGUGCAAGCUGUGAAAUCAGAUGGGGAGAAAGGACACAACAUAGAACUAUGAUAGCAACCGGAGGAGUCAUAACAGGACUGGCUGCCUUGAAAAGGCAAGACUCUGCCAGAUCUCAGCAGCAUGUAAAUCUUGCCGCAGCACCAGCCUGUGAGGAAAAGAAACCAGUCAGACGGCGACCCAGGGCAGAUGUAGUCAUUGUCAGAGGCAAAAUUCGACUUUAUUCUCCAUCAGGAUUCUUCCUUGUUUUGGGAGUGCUUAUUGCAUUCUUGGGAAUUGCAAUGGCUGUCCUCGGAUACUGGCCCCAAAAGGAACAGCUUUUGGCAUCUGAAGAUAGUGUAUCAGUUAAUGAAACCCAGCUCCUAAGAAACCAAGGAAGCAUUUUACUUCGUUUCUUUGAGCAGCAUGUACACUCAGAUAAGAUGAAAAUGUUGGGCCCUUUUACCAUGGGUAUUGGAAUCUUCAUUUUUAUUUGUGCAAAUGCCAUUCUACAUGAAAACCGCGACAAGGAAACGAAAAUCAUACACAUGAGAGACAUAUACUCCACUGUAAUAGACAUCCACACCUUGAGGAUCAAGGAACAAAAGCAGUUGAGUGGUGCCUUUGCUGGUUUAUUAGGGGAAGGAGAACUCAGGCACAGUGGGAGCUUGUGUGCAUCCCGGCUGGCCGCUAACACAAUUGCACCUUUCUCUGGCUUCAAAAGUAAUUUUAGAAUGGAUAGUUCUGCUGAAGAAGAUGAAAUUACUCUAAAUGAAGAUAGGACCACUGCUAGCCUACUACCACCUCUGCUGACUGACCAAUCUGGUUCAGUCUUGGGACUUUGCCCUCAUUCCAGCAAGGCUUCAGAUGACAAAAAUACUAGUUCUAUAAGGUGUGAAACAAAAUCCAUUGUAUCAUCUUCCAUUAGUGCUUUCACACUGCCGGUAAUUAAACUGAAUAAUUGUGUUAUUGAUGAGCCCAGUAUAGACAACAUAACUGAGGACUCUGAGAUCACAAGGAGUCGGUCCAGAAAUCUCUCGAUGGACUCUUUGGCCAUUCCAUUAACUGAUACUAAUGAAUCCUGCAAGCCGGCCAUGCUACCACGACAUAAUUCAUUUGUGGACACUCAACAUGACCAGUUCAAGUCUUCUGUGAUCCUCGGACCAAGCACAGGAAAGCUUUUAUCCCCUGGUGCUGCCAGGAAACAGUUUGGUUCCAACACAUCUUUGCAUCUUCUGUCUUCACAUUCAAAGUCCCUGGAUUUGGACAGGGGUCCAUCUACACUCACUGUCCAAGCUGAACAAAGGAAACAUCCCAGCUGGCCCAGGCUGGAUCGGAGCAACAGUAAAGGAUAUAUGAAAUUAGAAAACAAGGAAGACCCAAUGGAUAGGUUACUUGUGCCACAAGCAGUGAUAAAAAAAGACUUUACCAAUAAGGAAAAGCUUCUCAUGAUAUCAAGAUCUCAUAAUAAUUUGAGUUUUGAACAUGAUGAGUUUUUGAGUAACAAUUUAAAGCGGGGAACUUCAGAAACAAGGUUUUAAUAUUUAAAUAGGAAUCUACAAGAUAUCAUACAGUAUUUAAAAAACAAAACAAAACAUUUUGACAAGUGUUUCCUUUUCGGUGAAAAUUGUACAAGCCUGUUUUUAACCAAAUGCUUAAUAGCAUAUUAAAAUUGGCUUGUGCAAACAGAUCUUCAUCUUUGUAAGGCCAAGUUUUUUGUCAUAGUACCAUACAGUUGCAAUACUGUACAUUAUCAGUGCUCAGAGAGUUUUGGUACAACUGUUCCAAAUUUUUUCCAACUCAUUUUUCCUUCUGUUCUAUAUAGGCAUGUUAGUUUCUACCAAUUUGACUCCAAAAGCCUGCAUUAGAAUAAAAGCUCAAUUUAUUUAUAAGUUCUUUUAUUUAACAACUGCAAGACUCUAAAAAUUGUAUUCAUGUUCUAGAAUGGGAAGUGAGCCGCAGUUCAUACUGGAAUUGUUAAAUUCAGGCCUUUAUCCUGGGUGUUGUAUUUCACAUAUGGUACAUCUCAGUAACUAUAAUCUUGCCACUAUCAUUUGAGAAACUUGUUUACAUAUUGAAGUGGGUGGUUAAAGAAGAGUGAGUAUAAUUGAAAACAUUUCUGUUAAUUCAUUGUUAUUGAUCAAGUUGAAUACUAGUGUUGUGAAUUAUUUACUAUACUUUGUACAACAAUGUUUCUACAUACAUUAUAAUUUAUAUAAACCAGUAAUUCCAGGAAAAAAUAUUAAAGAAAUCUGAAAAUCCUUCUGGGGUCAGCUCUCUAAAGCACUUUGAUUGGCAACAGUUUUAAAAUCAAACUAUUUGGAUUCAUUUAAAAUCAUAGGAACAUAAUGAUUACAUGAUUUUAGAAAUGUGAUAUAUAGUAAAAUGAUAUUGUGACAUUAUUACGAAGAGAAAAAUGGAAAGUGAAUAUAUUGCCUCUCAAUAGCAAGAAGAUAAAUAACUAGAUCUCUAUGGUCAUAAUAGCUGAUACAAAGCAUACAACUCAAUAUGUCUACUAACCCAGUACGAAAGCCCCUUGCCUGAAUUUUGCUUUAGAUUUCACAUUGGCACGGUGGAUCACUGAAAGCUUAGCUGGAGUAAUUUGCAUUACAAGAUUUUGCAAAAGUUUGUGACUUUUGGAACAAUGUUCUUCUCAUCGCAACAAACUUCUCAGUUGGCAGUUGUAGGCUGGUUAUAAAUAAAGUGAGAAUUUACCAGAAAGUUUUCAUUCAUUUCAUUAAGGUAUUUAGGCUUUAAUCCUGCCAUGACUGCCGUGGUAGAGAAUGUCACUUCUGGUUGCAAGGCUCACCUAGCAGGAUGCUGGUCUUAAUUGGUCACUUCGGAUAUGUACACUUAACUUAAAUGCUCAGGAAUUAUUUUAAAAGGCUUUUCCCAAAAAGAAUCAAACCCGUAAAAACAUUGUUGUACUUCAGUUGGUUAUGAAAGAUCAAAGAUAAAAACAUUCUUUUUUUUUUUAAAUAUUCAGCUCCGAGUUUCAACUGCGCAAUGUUUAUGUAUCAGGAGCAUUACUUGCUCAGUGAAUUGAGGCAUAGUGUUAACUAUUAGAGCCUCAAGCCUAUAUAUUGUAAUAAAGUUGGCUAAAUAUUUUGCUAUGAAGCUUUUAAUAACUUUCUGGUUUGUGUUCUUAAGACAUUUGCUAUUUUUUGAAACAAAAAUAAAAUGUGUAUCUAUGUAUCUUAUCUAUGUAAGACAUUUUUUCCUCAAUAAUCUCAAUUCUUCCAUUUUGAAGUAUAAUUAGGUAUCAUAGUGCUGUAAAUAAUAUUAUGCUAAAUACAUUAGCCCUCCACUAGAUAUUUGACUAUGACUGUCAGUGAUACCUCUUCAUGUGUAGAGGCUGAAUUUACUGCUCUUCUGAUAUUUAUUUUUUUAACAUAGUAUGAAAUUUAUUCAAAAUGCUUUUGAUAAAAGGAAAUUUUGAAUUACAAGAACAUCCUGUCCUUUUUAGUUUCACAAUAAGGAAGCUUAGACACUAUUAGACACUACUAUUAGACACUACUAUUAGGCACAAAUGACGUAAACUUUUAUUUCAUGAAUAGUUAAAUUAAGUCUUAGCUUAAAAGACUACUUGUUUUUGCUCCCUGUUGUACGUGAGAAUUGUCCUUUUUGUAGGUAUAUCAGGUAUUGGGCUUUUAAUUAUCACAUUACACUAUCUGGUACUGAAAAACUUACUUCAGAAAAAAAUUACCUGCUUGGGAAACCAAGGUGAAGUCAGUGACUUAAAUUAGCAAGAAAUUAAAUUAGCAAAUACAAAGAAGUUGUGUGAUUGACAAACUGAUUACAGAAAGAUUCCCAAAUUACCCUAAAAUUGAACAUUUAAUUCAAGUAAUGACAUGUAGAAGUUCCAGAAAUGAUCUCAUCUACUAAAUAUUAAGUAACAUGAUAACUCUUCAAAGUAACAAUAACCUUGUUUUGCUGGGUUUUCAGAUUCCAGACUUUAAAGAUGUUUGCCAAAUCAUUCAUAAGGCAUAAAGUCUAAGGUGCUGAGUCUAAUGAGAGGUAUAAUGUUUUUGAAACAUUUCCAGGACUCUAUUUCUGCCCAGAUACACUAACCACAAGGUUAGGCAUCAGUCUGGAAAUGAAGGGCAUUGCAUCUUUCCGUAUUCCUUGAAUGGUUCUGACUCAGUCUAGUCAGAAAAACUUGUAGACAUUCAAGAGGUGUGGUCACUAGCCUUCAUAUGUAGAGGUCAGAAACAUACACCGCUACAGGUGCAGCGGUCUGAACUCUCUGUUGCCCAAAUUCGGAUGGCAAGUAAGGACCCUGAUGAAGACAGGAAUGUGUCCUAAAUCUUGUUAUCUUUAGAGAAUAAAUAUUAUAUUCACUCUUGCUGAUUCAGUUCACAGACUUUUUUUAUGGAUGUUGCUCAUUUCGGUUAUUGAUGCUCUAUACAGCCCCCACAGUGACAGUACAACUGCAGGAUGAAAACAAAGCCAAAGACAGGAAGUUUUAAACUAGCUUUCUUAUCAGGGAAAAUAAGUGUACAACUGCACAACAAGCCUUUACAUGCAAUAAGAAGCUAAGCCUUAUAUCUAGCACUCUGAAGAUGUUAUGGUACAGCAUUUUGAAAGAAUUAAUCCAGGAGAAAAUUGUUGAUAUUGUACAAGCAAUGAGCUCAGCUCCUUCCUCUGCAUAAGUCCAUCUAAAAAAAUGCACAUUUUCUUUCUCAUACAUAAGCAUCUUAAUCAGUCCAUGGCUUAGGGUGAUAUUAUGAUCUGUCCCUUCCUCCUGACAAAGCUCAUUAGGCAAGACAACAUUAAAUAAAGAGUAUGGCUGCAGUGAUGGAGCAGAAAGGCUGAGUUGUGUUAUCCCUUCCAGGAUUGCUUCUGUUCUUCCCAUGGAGUACUCAACUGGAUAAAAAUAUUGAAGCAGGGCCUGUGCUCUAGCCACACUGAUAUUUUAACUGCUCCUCUGCAGAGCCCAGUUCACUCUCCCUGUGAGCCAGCAAACUCAGCUGUUACACACAGAGCUGAACAGAGUUCAGCAGCUGAGGCUAUUAAGCACACAGCUGCAAAUAAUAUGGUUUAAUAAAGGGGAAGGUCUUGGCUUGAGGCUUCUCGGUAGUAAAAGGAUUUUGGUAUGGUGUUUCUUAUCCUGACAGCGGAUCUGAUACUUAUGCUGUGUAAAUGAUGGAAAGGUAAGCUGAUGUUCACCAAUCUGGUUCUGAAGGAAAAUGGAAAGUAAUGUUAUAAAAACAAUUUUGGAGUCUACUGGCUUUGGAGGUAGGUAUUUACAUCUGUCCCUAAUCAUAUACUAGACAGCUACCUAAUUUUGGUGUAACUGUAUUAGAAAGACUUCUGCAGAUGCUGAUUUUAAAAUAUAGAAAUAUAAGUCCUUCAGUUUCUCCUGAGUGAAAUUUGGGAAAUAGUUUCAUCUUGAAGUGAUAUAGCUUUUAUGGUAGAUUUUGAACUCCUGGAUUGCUUUAGUCUUAAAUUCUUACAGAUAUGCUUGUUCUUUCUAGGAGAGUUUCUAUGGUCCUUUUUGGGGAAUUCUGCCUUUUAUCUUCCCAACACUGCCUUUUCUCUGUUUUUGAUUUUCGUGCCAAAUAUAAUAAUAUCAUGAAUAAGUAGAAAUACUUAAGCAAGACUGUGUGCAUGCAUACAUGAAAAUGCAAAUGGUAUAAGUGGCCUAUUAUAAUACAGGAGUGCUUCAAUUAGUAUGACUUAGCUACUCGUAGGCAAGUUCAUGCUCUUUGUCAAACCGAACUGCAGAGAGAAUUAGUUGCAGUUAUCAGAGAUAUCACAUGUUAAAACAACAUGCCUAGAAUAAUCUUGUAGGUAUUGAUAUUUAUUUCUGGGGAUUUUCUAUUUUUAAAUUCACCACACUAGUUGCUCAGUUAUCCUGUGAUUCACUGUAGAACAGGUUUAACACAGAUCUUUCUGUUCUCAGAAUAGGUUUAUGCUAUGUAGGAAAUAUUUGUUUUAAUCUCUGAGUACGCGUUUUUUUCCACUGUUAUUAUUAAAUUUCAGCUCAUUAAGACAACUCAGUGUUCCUUCUCAUCACUCUCUUAUUAACAGUGCAUCCCUGCUUAGGCUAUGUUAGCAGUCAGUGCAGCCUAACAGGAGCAGAUCUGCAGCUAGAGAUGGGGUCCCAUUAUCCACAGCAUAUGCAUUUCAGAGGGUUUUCUUCAAACUAGUUCCCACCUGGUCCUGUUAGACUGAAUGUCCACUGUCCACUGAAACAUGUCUCAUGCUCCUGGAGCACAUCUUGUUUUUCUCUCGCAGGAGCCAAAUCAAUGCUAUGAGGUUGUUCUUUGAUGCACUGCCACAUCCUCUGAGGCACUCAAGGCCAGGUUGGAUGGGUCCCUGGGCAGCCUGAUCUGGUGGGCCAGACCUUCCCACGGGAGGGGGAUGGAACUGGAUAGGCUUUAAAGUCCGUUCCAACCCAAGCCAGACUGAAAUUCUGUGAUUGCAUGAAAUGAAGUAUGGUACACAUGCCAUAUGGUAUGAUUAACUGCAUGAUGGAUCCUUGAAAAACUCCAUUAAUUUCCUCACUGAAGCCUCAUGAUAGCUACCCCUACCAGCCCGUCUUGCCACUUCUGAAUUUGACAGUGAAUACUCAGCUCAUUUUUCUUCUCCUAAUUCUCUUAAUUUUCAGUAUAGCUAAUAAUUUCCAGUGUAUUUCCAAUGCACUAUGUAUCAAACCUUUUAGAAGACAGAUAAGAUAUAUUACAUAUUUUACCUAGGAAAUUGUUAUUAUUUCAAAAAAUAUUGAUUUAGUGUGAUAUGAUCUAUCUUUGACACAUCUCAGCAUUUGAUCUUAUUUCCCAUUCUCAUUUUCAGUUUAGGUCUUUGUCUUAAGCCUACCAUCCUAUCUGGAUCAGGCUUGUAUGUGUCUAGAUAGCUCCUGUCCUUCUUUCUGCAUUCUGUAAAUGCAGUUUAAAAGAUUACUAGUAUUACUAUUUUCAUUACUUAUUGGCUUCCAUCUCUCUCAACUCACUUAUUGAAAUUCCGUGCGAAGAUGUGUUUUCAUUUGCCAGCUUUUUCAGGCAACUGUAACAGAGAUUGUGCUUCCACAGAGUGAGAGCAUUCAAGGCUUUAGCAUUCUCACAGGUGAAGAUUUAUACAUCUUCUGUUUUCACAGUUUUUUUUCUUCAACUUUUUCUAUCUCCCAUUUCCAGACUUUUUUUCCUACUAUUCAUCAUACCUUUACGCCAUUUCUGUAAUAAUGCACACAGCUGAAAAAAAGAGACAAAGUUAUCACUUAGGUGUAGGCUAUAACUGGAAUGAGCAUGUCUCUUUUUAUGUUUUUAUGCUUUUAUUUUUCUUUUGCAGUUUCUUUCUUUUAUUUAAAGAUUAAUUAAUAAAUU